CGUGUUUCAACUUUCACCCCGGUCCAAACUUUACCAGCUGAAAUUUUGGCGACAAUCAAAGUAUUACAUCAACUGUUUUCCCCAUAAGUAAAGCAGCUCACAAUUGUUUGCCUCAAGACUAAGGAUGGCCGCCACACCUUCUGCUACUCUCCCCUCUACAUUUCUUCCUUGUCCAGGCUUUCGUGAGUCAUGUCGAAUCUUAAAUUGGAGAACCCACAAGAAACAGUUGGUGAGAAAAGCUGGUGCUGUUAAAGUUAGAGCUACAUUUGAGCUGGAACCUCCACCUUAUCCCAUGAAUGCUCUGGAGCCUCAUAUGAGCCGCACUACAUUUGAAUACCACUGGGGGAAGCAUCACAGGGCUUAUGUCGACAACCUAAACAAGCAAAUAGUCGGAACAGAACUGGACGACUUGACGCUAGAGGACAUAAUACUUGUUACGUAUAACAGAGGCGAUCUCCUUCCACCAUUCAACAACGCUGCACAGGCUUGGAAUCAUCAAUUCUUCUGGGAGUCUAUGAAGCCUGGUGGAGGAGGAAAGCCAUCUGGUGAACUAUUAGAAUUAAUCAACAGAGAUUUCGGCUCCUUUGAAGCAUUUGUUAAAGAAUUUAAGACGGCUGCAGCAACACAAUUUGGUUCUGGAUGGGCUUGGCUUGCAUACAAAGCAAAUAGACUUGAUGUAGGAAACGCGUCAAAUCCCCAUCCUUCCGAUGAGGACAAAAAGCUUGUAAUUGUGAAAACACCUAAUGCUGUAAACCCCCUCGUUUGGGAUUACUCGCCACUCCUCACUAUAGAUGUUUGGGAGCAUGCUUACCAUCUUGACUUUCGGAGUCGGCGCGCUGAGUACAUAUCAAUCUUUAUGGAGAAGCUUGUAUCAUGGGAAGCAGUGAGUUCUAGGCUUGAAGCAGCUAAAGCUCAAGCUGCCGAGCGGGAAAAAGAAGAAGAGAGGAAGAGGAGAGAGGAGGAAGAGGAAUAUCAAGCCGGUGAUGAAGUUAGAGAGAUGUAUGUGGAAAGUACAGAUUCUGAGGCGGAAUAAUUUGUGUUAUCCCUCUCAAGUUUUCAGUUUUGGAAAUUGUAUCAACUCGAAUUUUGGAAGCAGAAGAUAGAUGGCUAGUAUUUCAGUUCUUAAAGUGCUAUAUAUGUAAGGAAUGUAAUAGCAAGAUAAAAUGAGGUUUGGAUGUUGGAAGUAGGAACUAUAAUGUGAGAAGUACAUGUAUAGCGGAAUCUGUCUGAUUUUGAUUCCUUAUAGUUGCUCA
This is a messenger RNA of Lycium ferocissimum, 1253 nucleotides long. Its product is annotated as superoxide dismutase [Fe], chloroplastic. Gene Ontology annotation, biological process: superoxide metabolic process. The record is from RefSeq and is a predicted model, not a curated record. Bases 125 to 1033 code for a protein of 302 amino acids. NCBI's taxonomy places the organism in Eukaryota, Viridiplantae, Streptophyta, Magnoliopsida, Solanales, Solanaceae. Gene Ontology annotation, molecular function: superoxide dismutase activity; metal ion binding. Gene Ontology annotation, cellular component: chloroplast nucleoid. The transcript is spliced from 9 exons.